UUUCCUUGUUCAGUUCUGUGUUCACCGUGUUUAUAUCGUGUAGUUUCGUGUAACCAAAUUUUAUUGUUGUCAGUAUUUUAGUCUUCGGUGUGUUUACAAAGUUUCCAAGCAAUGAAUACGUGUUUUAAAUGUACAAGAUAAACUAAAAUCAACGGGUUGUGUUGUAUUUUGGUUAGUGAAGUGUGAUUUGGAGGUUAUUUUCGUGUUCAACAACAUUUUGGAUUGACCUGUUGCCUGUUUGUUUACUGCAUUACAAGGAGUUAGAAUGGAAUUUUAAGAGGAAAAUAAAAUAACAUGAUGUGGAACAUGGAUAGAACGUGACAAUAUAAAACUUUCUUGGUGUUUCCUGGCGUGGUGUGAGAAAUGGCAGCUGUUAUUAGUGGAGGAGGAGGUGGUGGAGGAGGCGGAGGAGGAGGGGGUUUAGGACUCAUGUCAUGUGUGAGAGAAUCGUCACCCACUGAUAUCCCCGAUGCUGAGGAAAUACACCAUCAUGAAACGAAAAAACGGCGUUUCCAUCCGCUGCGCGGUUUGCGACGCAUGUUCCGCCGCAAGUCGCGGCCGCAUGCGGCUGCAGCAGACGAAGCUGCGGCAGCGGGAACACCCGCCAGUGACGUCAUCACUGAACAGGAUGCCCGCUGUUUGGACGCCAGGAGUCGGUCGGCGGGCCAACUGCAGGGGGACAAAGCGAACCCACAUAAUAGGAAUAGCGCAAAUCUGCAGUCAGGACUGAGCGUAUCUCAUGACAGCAUCUUUUCACCAGAACAGCGGUCGGCGUCUCAGUCCGAAUCAGAACUCGAGAGUUCUUCUUCACUGUCGAUGCAGAGACUUUUGACCAACACCCAACCUGGAAUUAAUUGGUUGGUUGAAUUGAUUGAGGUGAAAAAUUUUCUUGAGGAUGUUGUGAUCAUGAAACUGUUGAGGAUAAGUUGGUCACCUGAGGAUCAUUCGAGAUCCUCAAAUGGAGAACAAAAUGGAGGCUGCUAUAAAUUUUGGGCGGAACUCCUGGAUGCACUACGACGAAGAGGGAUGAGAAAGGAACAGACUUCCGAGGAGGAGGAGGAGGAUCUGGGUUUACCAAGGAGUCCAUUUAGUGCCUCCUCCACAACCACAGACAUUCUAAUAGAGAAAGUACUCAAGGAGAACACAAAUAAAUCUUCUCAUAGCACUUGUAGCGAUGGAUCUCUCCUCAGUAUGGGCAGCUCAGAGAUGGACGAGGAUUCGUAUGGACCAAGUUCGAGGCAUUCAUCAAAACUUUCUCUCCAAGAGAAGAAAAGUCUAGUCAACAGUGAUACAUCUCCCUCUCAUGCAACCAGCACCCGAUUGGCUGGCGCCUCGGGCGGCCUGGACCUGGGUGGCAGUGUGGCUCCCCUGUCGCACAGCGCGGCGCGCCACAAAAUGGCCGUUCGUCCGAAGCGUACAUACGGCGCGCCACGUCGCUCGCGCAUGCGCCAAAUGGCCAACGCAGCCAGUCUACUUCCGGCCACACCGGAAGUCAACGAGGACGGAUCGGCGAGGAGUGUUAGUCCCGAGCCUGCUGAUAGAACCGAUGCUAAGGGAGCAGGAGGAGAUGGAGGAGACCCUCUUGAGUCUCCAACAAGAGGAGGAUCUGAUGAUGCAGCUUGCAUGAUGCAGCAGCCGACAUCAGCUGAUCAGCUGACUGGUGCACAGCUGACUAACGCACAGCUGAAGUCUGCCUCACUACCACUGGGCAUGGCACUGUCAGGCUGGAGCGAUCCUGCCUGCAAGCUGUCUCGCAGCAAAUCCAGCGCUACAGACAGGAAGCAGCCGCUCGACGCUGCGUCUGUUGUGGAAAGUGAGGAGGAGCUUCCCAAAAAGGAGGACACAUCGUUCUUUGGUCGGUUGUUGUCGAGACGCAGUGGCAAGAAGAAGAAGGCAAAUCUGGAGGAACCUGCAUUGGAGUUGCCACAGAAAUGUAUUGAACAACCGUUGGAGUUGCCGCAGAAACGUAUGGAUGACAAAGGUCGUUAUGCACAGGAACCUCCCAAACUCACCCGCAACCAUCCCGCUACCCGGCAACGCAUGGAGCCGAUCAGUAUCCCCUCUGAACCAUGCUCCAUCACCCGUAUGCAUGUCUCCUACUCAGCACCCACCUCCUCAGAACCACCAUCAUCGGAAACCCACCAGCAUCAACACAUCUUCAAACCCACCAACCGUGUUAUCCCUGAUGACAUUGACUUGGAACUCCAGAGGAGAUCACUGGUGAAAAAGUCUCACAGUUUCCGUUUGACCUCUGAUGCAGCUCCCAAAUCACUGGACCCCACAAUACUUGUUUCCCAGAAAUCUUCAAGUAGUGUGAUGCUUUCUUCAUCACCUCCGAUAGUGGAUGAUCUUCAACCUGACAACAACUCCUCAGAUGUUAAGGAUGUCCUCAACAAAAAUCUCGAUGACAAAAUUGGUGCCCUCAACAAAAAUCUUGUAGAAGGUGCCACUAAAGAUCCAUCACCACCCAUUUCUGAAACUAAAUCCGAAUCUUGCAGCUCUGUGUAUAUCAAAUCAGUUAUGCUCCCCUGUUGCCCUGAUGACACCAACAUCAUUGAGAGUGUCAGUGUGGAGAAGGAGACAAAGCUGACUCCAACCACCGCCUGGGAUGAUGAGAUAACAGUGAACAAUGAAAGCUUGCCAGUGCCUUUGUCACAUCAGAUCACAAUCCCAGUUAACGCGAGUGUGGUUAGUAUUGUGGAUACCGAUAAAACCACAGAGGAAACUGGGACAGAUUGUUUGGAAGAGGUGGAAAUGGACAUUGCUGAUCUCAGUGAUGAAGUGGAAGGUUCAGUUCCAACUAGUCCAGCAAAACCGGAACCCAGACAGAGGACACCGGAUGAUUUGACCUAUUUCCCUAUACCGGCACCACGUAUCUCCAAGCGUGAGUCGGCACCAGUGGAAAUCCCUGAAUUCAUGAAGGUCCAGCUGAAUCGUUUCGAUGGCAGGAAACUGUCCAACGUUAUCCUCUCAACUAGUCCCAACACUAUUUUCAAACAGGACCAUUGUCACCCCCCACCAGCCCCACAAAAAUGGAGGAUGUUGUACCUAAUGUCACAAGUGACCGCUAAAACUGAUCAAGUGACCACAAAACCUGAUCAAGUUGUCAUGGAAAAAAAAGUGAUAGACAAUUCUGUCACUGACAAGAAUGUAACAUUGGAUGGUAGUAAUGUGGUAUCCACUGAAGUAGUGGAGGACCCUGAAGAUCAGUGUGGAUCAAACCAUGAUGAUCCCAUGAACAGCCUUCAGGAGUCUGGUGAUAAAAACGUUGACGAGGUUGUAGUCGAAGUGAAUGUCUCACCAGCUAAAUCAGUUGAUAACACCCCAAAAGUUGUCGAACUGAAGCAAUGGAACUCCAACCCAACCCCCAUAGUUGCAGGUAUUCCACCACGCCCUGUACCCAAUCCCAGGUACUCCAUUGUGUCAAUUACAGCCAGUAAGGGUUCGGAACCUAGCAGUGAGCCACCAAAAAGUCAGACACAGAUUCUACGCAAAAAGUCAAUCAUCAAAGAUGCGCAAAGUGUGAUCUCAGAACAGAACCACAGGAAAACAGAUCUAGACAGAGAUGUGGUGAAUGAGAGGGAGGGUAAUAGUGAAGCUCCUGUUUCAAAGUUGCCUCCAAGGAAGAAGUCUUUCAAUUCUGAGGGGACAGAUAGUGAAGCUCUGGUUACAAAGUUGACACCAAGGAAAACUUCUUUCAAUUCUGAGGGAACAGAUAGUAGUUUAGGAGGAGUAUCUCAAGUGAAACAAGUUUUGGGGACGGAUUGUGAAUCUUCAAAGUUGACCUCAAGAAACAAGUCUGAGGGAACAGACAGUGAAGCUCCUGUCACAAAGUUGACACCUAGGAAGAAGUCGUUCAAUUCUGAGGGAACAGAUAAUAAUAUUUUAGGAGGAGUAUCUCAGAUGAAACAAACUCCACGCGUUUUUACCAAACAGAACAACAGAGUAGUUGAAAACCAGUGGAACAGGAAGUCAAGUUUUGAAGAGUUCAACGAUAGGAUUGUCGGGGAGCAAAAUGGAAAGAACAGAAGCAAGGAUGAUGAAGUUGUCAGGGAGAGGAAUUCGAUUGGAAGCUGUGAUGCAUUGGAAAGUAGUGAUGUUGUGAUGAGACGCAAACCGUUGUCAAGGGAAGUUACCCGGCAAAAUGAUGAUGAACCAGAACUGUUGAAGGUGUUCGCUAGAAGGUCGUUGAAGGUCAAGGACUGUGACCUUCCUAGUGACCUUGAGAUUGCUCCAGAACCUUCCACCAAGUCAAGAGACAGUGAUAAGGAGAAUGAGUGUGGGGAUUCCCCGCCAGAAGAGAGGAAAAAGAUUAAGGAGGCUUUUGUUGACACUAAAGACACACCCAAAGUUUCAAGUUCUGUGGUGAAACCAUCGAAGAAUAACAUCCUUGAAGAUAAGGAUACAUCUGAUGUGCUCCUGAAAGAAAACAACCAGACCUCCUACGACAAACGCCAAAGGAGUCGGACGUUCCCCGACAACCAGAAAAUCCUGGAGCCUCCCAAGCGUCCUGUGCCCCAGCGUGUCCUGCAGGAUGUUUUCAAGGAGAAGGACGUUGAGGUGAUCAGUUUGGAAGGUCCCAAAGGAUCUAAGAAUGCGGUGGAGGUCAGUGAGAAUAAUAACAACUCUGAAAACGAUGUUCCUCUUUUUAAGAGGAUUCAGCAGCGUAAGGAGGAGUGGGAGAAGAGGGCUCAGUUGGCGUCCGUGAAACGGAGUCAUCCAUGAUUUAGGAAUUUUGAAUUUGUCCUAGAAAUUGAAAUGUUUCUAGUGAGGGAACUAAUCCACUUUAGUUCUGUGAUGUUCACAAAAAUAUGUGCAUCUUGAAAGUAAGUAGCACUAAAUUGUGAUUCAAAUCAAUUUGCUUCAAACUGUUUUGAUUUUAUCAACCUUGCAAGAUAAGCUUCAAACUGUUAGCAAUGAUUGAAUGUUGGGAAGUCUUGAUGUUAUUUAUUAGGGAUUUCAACAGUUUAAAGUAAAUCUCACUAUAGUAUUCAGUAUCCCUUAUAAAAAAGACCAAUGCUUCCCAUUCGACCUAUUAUGACAGUCUUGAAUGAACCUUGCUGUAUAGUGAGAAACUACACGAUUAUAAUAAUGUCACUUCAUACAAGAUUAUGAAGUUGUAUAAAAAUG
Molecule: messenger RNA, 5130 nt
Organism: Nilaparvata lugens (brown planthopper)
Lineage: Eukaryota; Metazoa; Arthropoda; Insecta; Hemiptera; Delphacidae
Source: RefSeq, a predicted model, not a curated record